Molecule: messenger RNA, 1179 nt
Organism: Scutellospora calospora
Lineage: Eukaryota; Fungi; Glomeromycota; Glomeromycetes; Diversisporales; Gigasporaceae
Source: the annotation of a GenBank genome assembly
AUGGUUGACUCAGACGGUACACCUUCAAUUUCGGAAUCAAGAAUUAUAGUUCUACUUAUUUUUAUUAUCAUUGUCAUCCGGGUGGUCAGUGUAUUCUUGCAAAAGCAAGCACAGAAUGUCGCCUCAAUAUUGGUAAAAAAUGUUACUAUCGUCGUAUUGGGAGAUAUUGGACGAUCUCCAAGAAUGCAAUAUCAUGCUUUAAGCUUUGCUCAAAAUGGUUGGAAAGUAGAUUUAGUAGGAUAUGAUGUCUACACACAACUUUUGUUUCUAUAUUGGAUUUUAUUUGCAAGAAUAAAUUCACCAAAUUUCAUACUUGUUCAGAAUCCACCUUCAAUUCCAACAUUAAUGAUUGUUCAAUUUGUUUGUUGGGCACGACAAACGAAUUUGAUAAUCGAUUGGCAUAAUUUUGGAUACACUAUUCUUGGAAUUCGAUUAGGUCAAGAUACACAUGCACAUUUGACCGUCACUGCUGCCAUGCAUCGUGAAUUGAUGUAUAAAUGGGAGGUUCAAGGGGCCAUAUCUACUUUAUACGAUCGACCACAAUCGCAUUUUAAAAAAUUGGAUUUAGAAGAAAUUCAUGAGUUCCUUACAAAAUUUAAUUUGGAAGAAAUUAUUUCUAAGCAAUCUAUUGGAGCGAAUUUUCUGCCUCCAUCAUCUUCGACAUCGACUAUAUUAACUACUAAACCUUCACCAACAUCUCCCGCAAAUUAUCGCAGCGAUCGUCCUAUAUUAAUCGUUAGUAGUACAAGCUGGACGGCCGAUGAGGAUUUCUCAAUACUAUUAAACGCGGCAAAGCGAUAUGACCAAGUUGCAGAUAAAUCUUCUCAAAAUACAUUUCCCAAGUUGAUUUUUAUAAUUACUGGUAAAGGUCCCUUAAGGGAUAAGUACGAACGGGAAAUCAGAUGUGCCGAUUUGGGAAUUUCUCUUCAUAAAUCCUCCUCGGGAAUGGAUCUACCAAUGAAAAUAGUUGAUAUUAUCGGUGAAUUGGUGCAACAUGGUAAAAAUGGCCUUAUAUUUAAAAAUGAGGAAGAAUUGGCAAGACAACUAAUUGAACUAUUUAAUGAUUAUCCUGCAAACGCGUCGAAAAUCAAAUUAAUGCGUAAGCAUGUGGACGAGUUUCAAAAGAAUCGGUGGGAUGCUAAUUGGAAUCGUGUUGUUCUACCUUUAUUAAAUAUAUAA